GCCGCGGCGCGCUCCUUUCUGAGGCGUGGUGCUGCGUGCCGCGGAGCUCCGUCAGGCCUGCUCCCGUCCUGACUCACCGCUGUUCGCUCCUGCUGAGGAACAAGUCGGUCAGGAAGCUGCGCCGCGGCCAUGGCUUUUAAAGAUACCGGAAAGACGCCCGUGGAGCCCGAGGUGGCGAUUCACCGAAUUCGAAUCACGCUCACCAGCCGCAACGUGAAGUCGCUGGAGAAGGUGUGUGCCGACUUGAUCAGAGGCGCAAAGGAAAAGAACCUGAAGGUGAAAGGACCGGUGCGCAUGCCUACCAAGACACUGAGAAUCACUACAAGAAAAACACCUUGUGGUGAAGGUUCCAAGACGUGGGAUCGUUUCCAAAUGAGAAUCCACAAGCGACUCAUUGACUUACACAGUCCUUCCGAGAUUGUUAAACAGAUUACUUCCAUCAGUAUUGAGCCAGGAGUGGAGGUUGAAGUCACUAUUGCGGAUGCCUAAGUCAACUAAAUAAAUUGACGUGAUCACUGGUUAAAUUUUGUUGGGCUUUAUUCAGAAAACAGGUUUUUAAAAAAUUUUAUUGAUGUUUUGAGUGUUUCAUAUGUGUGCAGGGGUGCCUGAUGCCAGCAGAGAUUAGAAAAGGGUGUCAGAUUACCUGGGGCUGUAGAUAGACGAUUUUGAGCCACCAUGUAAGUGCUGGGAACUGAACCUGAGUCCUCAGCAAGAGAACAAGUGUUUAACUGCUGAGCAAGCAAUUCAGCUGUAAACUGCUUAGAGGUCUGCUGAGAAAUUGGCCAAGUAAAAAAGAAGUUAGGUUCUAGAGCACUAAACCAGUUUAAAGGUUAAAUUAGGUUGUUGAUACAGAGAGAUUGAUUACUUGACCCUUAAGUCUGGGGUUUUUUGUUUGGGACAGGGUCUCAAUGUAGACCAGGCUGGCCUCAACUCACAGAAAUACAUCUGGCUGCCUUUGCUUCCAUACUUGGCUAGACUGGGUUAUUUGAAAUGGGGUCUACAUCCCAGGCCAUGCUUAGGCACUAAGCCUAGCUUACUUUGAGUCUUGUAGAAAGUUACUAAUGUAAAGAUGUCCAAAGACUAUGUGUACUAAUUUCACAUUUAGUGAAAUUAGACCUUUUCCAGUUACUUUGUGAAAGACAGGGUGGCAGAGUCUGUCAAAGUACUUGGAGCACUCAAAGGCUCACUCUAGCCGCAACUUUUGGUUUUUGUGACCUGAACUCAAGCCUGCAUAUACCAUUUUUUGACCUACUGAACCACCUAAUCCCAUGUAAAACUUGAAUCCCUUGGUCAUGUGAUCAACUGAAAAAGCAUCCUAGAACUCACUGUAUUAACCUAGAUAGAGUUCACAGCAGGUCUUAAUAAGAUGGGGAAGUUAGCAUGCUAUGUAAGGACUAGAGAGAUCCAGAAGCUGGUUUUGAGUAUUGAACUGUUACCAGUGUUCCACCACUUGACUAGUGUUGAGGUUGGACUUGUUUGGUGGUAGGUUUGGUUGCUUUUUUUUUUUAGACAGUUUCUCUGUAGUUUUGGUGCCUGUCCUGGAUCUUGCUCUGUAGACCAGGCUGGCCUCCCACUCAAAAGUGAUCCACCUGGCUCUGCCUCCUGAGUGCUGGGAUUAAAGAUGUGUGCCACUGUAUGUUUGUGGUGGUUUUUUUUUUUUUUUUUGAAGCUGGGCUUGUUUCAUUUAGUAUGUACAGAGCAUGUAUCAAAAGUAAUGCUUUAGCCGGGCGGUGGUGGCGCACGCCUUUAAUCCUAGCACUCGGGAGGCAGAGCCAGGCGGAUCUCUGUGAGUUCGAGGCCAGCCUGGGCUACCAAGUGAGUUCCAGGAAAGGCGCAAAGCUACACAGAGAAACCCUGUCUUGAAAAAACCAAAAAAAAAAAAAAAAAAAAAAAGUAAUGCUUUAAAAACUAAAUGCACAAGCUGGGUGUGGCAGUGCAAGCAUUUAAUCCCAGCAGAAGCAGGUGGGUCUCUAAAAGUGAAGCCAAUCUAGUCUACACUAAGUUUCAGCCAGCCAGGGCUGCAUAGUAAGACCCAGUCCAAAAACAAAAUUUGGGAAGUUUUAAAUUUAAUUCUUCCAAAUAUUCAAAAUACUUCCUAAGAUAAAAAACCACUUUUAGAGCCUUGAGAAUCUAAGAAGGAAGGCUAACAGGCUAACUAGUUAAUAGCCAUGAAUCAUGGUUAUGUGAAUCUUGUAUGAAUGAGUUAAAGGUAGAAUUUACUUUCCCUGAUUCAGAACACUGCCUUUUAGAAAUGUGUCCUAGCAAUUUCCAAGGGAUUUGAAGCCACUUCAUGGUAGUAUCAGAUUUCUGCACCUGACAUCCCUGGGGCCUUAAUGUGGAUGGUUUGUGGAUGUAAAAUAGGCAAGAGGAUGUUGAGUAGAAAGUUUGGCUGCAGAGUCAAAUUCCAAAUUUAGAUUUCUUAGAUUGGAAGGCUGGAUCAAGUUACAAGAUUGCCUUAAAACUAAAUUCUUUUGUGACAGUAUCUGCUUCAAAUGCUUAUAUGGGUACUUAAAUUCUGUCUGAGACACUUUGCUAUGGGCAUGGAUUUCCAGAGAACAAGGCAGCCAGUGUUUUUUUGUUACUUGAAAGGAUUCUUUGAGAACUAUAUUUCAGACCCCAGUUACGAGGUUUCUAACUGGAUCAUCCUCGGGAAAAGGUGGGGCAGGUCUAACUGGAGAACAUGGCACAAGUGAAGUUUUAUCUUUUGAAAUUAAGUAAAAUGGACCUUUAUUUUCAUCCUAGGAAUAGCAUAUUUUACUUUUGGAGCAUAUCAAACAAAUUCCUGUUCAUUUUGUUUUACAAAAAAGUUAUUUUCACUUCACUUUUUUUUUUUUUUUUUUUUUUUUUUGGUUUUUCAAGACAAGGUUUCUCUGUGUAGCUUUGCGCCUUUCCUGGAACUCUUUUGGAGACCAGGCUGGCCUCGAACUCAGAGAUCCGCCUGGCUCUGCCUCCCGAGUGCUGGGAUUAAAGGCGUGUGCCACCACCGCCCGGCACACUUCACAUUUUGUAGUUACUAUUUUUCAUUAACAAACACACCCCCCCCCAAUUGUGUUACUAAAAUUGUAAAUUAUGUAAUUUUUUUCAUCACUAUAGAGAUUCUCAUUUUGGGAAUCAAAACUCAAGGCCUCUUAUGUGCUAGGCUUUAGACUUUAUUUAAAUAUUGUACAUAAACAGUGUGAUUCCAUACGAGUAGAAAGCAUGUACAAUGAAAUCAGGGUAGUUUGAAAUUGCAUGUACUUAGAGGCACCAUUUCUUUAUGCCGUGAAUCUUUGAAUCACUGAUACUUUGUAAAAUAAAAGUUAUUCUGAAAGUCA
Peromyscus californicus insignis is the source of this 3314-nucleotide messenger RNA. It is a transcript of the gene Rps20, whose product is annotated as ribosomal protein S20. The transcript is spliced from 4 exons. NCBI's taxonomy places the organism in Eukaryota, Metazoa, Chordata, Mammalia, Rodentia, Cricetidae. The record is from RefSeq and is a predicted model, not a curated record. Gene Ontology annotation, cellular component: cytosolic small ribosomal subunit; ribosome. Gene Ontology annotation, molecular function: structural constituent of ribosome; RNA binding. Gene Ontology annotation, biological process: translation. Bases 130 to 489 code for a protein of 119 amino acids.